AUUACAAUGCUGUUGUUUAAAUUCAGCUUCUAUCAUUUUAAGGAGUGGAUUUCUGAUGCCAAUUUUAUUACCACAGCCAAGGAGGCUUUGUUUUCACCCCUGUCCAUUUAUGGGUUUGUUUAUUUGUUUGUUUGUAAACAAGAUUACGCAAAAUCAAUCAAUCAGACUUCCAUGAAAUUGAAUAAAAGGUGCAGUAUGGGAUUAGGAAAGAACCCAGAUCAGGGAUGCAGAUCUAGGAAUUGUAAGAUGCAGCGUUUUUCUAUAUUUUCACAAUUUCCCCUGGGAAAUAAUUCAUGGAUCUUGAUGAAAAAAUGGCUACAUUAAGGAAAUUGAUAUCUUUACAUUUUUUGCAGCUUGGUUAAAUUUUAGGGGACUGUUUUUUUUUAAUGUCUGGUUAUCAUAACGGUUCCUUGUUCAAUCCCUGGCUCCUCCCGAGUGUGUCGAAGGGCCCUUUAGAAAGACACUGACCCCCUUACCGCUCCUGACCCAUCAGUGGGAGAAUGUGUGUGUGAAUGAGACAUAUGCCGUAAAAGUGCUUUGAGCUUUGAAGUAUAAAGAAAAGUCCUCUGUUGAAAAUAGAUUUCUUCACUGUAUAGGAAGGCCGUAUAUGUGACACUCUGUGACCUUCUGCGUGUCUGUCCCUCACAUGCACUUCGAGUCAGCUUAUUAUUAGCCUAGUGUGCAGAGGGGCACAUGAGAUGUCUAACUGACAGACACAAUACGUAAGCUAGAAACACAGACCAGUGAACAGGCUGAGAGAACAGACGUCCCUUUUGUCCAAAGUCCUUGUCUGUCUCAUGUAUGUUCUUUGGUCGGUUGUCUAUUGUUCCACUCUGCUCAUCUCGACCCUGCCAGCUCGAAGAAAAUUAGCAGAUUCAGUGCUGUGUGUGAUUAGGACGCAAGGUUAUGAGGCUUAUUACGCACUUGAUUGAACUUUGAGUUUUUUGCAUUGAGGGAUACUUGGGUUUUUUUGGGCCAGACGUAUCCAAGACAAUGUUGCAGGGGAUUUUUCGGGUUGCUCUUGUGCUCCUUCUGUUGGUGGUCUGGUGUGCUGCACUGGAGGAAGCCCAAACUAAAGGCUGCGUUUGUGGAUACCCUGGAAUACCGGGGGACCCCGGGCACAACGGGACACCCGGCAGAGACGGGCGAGAUGGAUUAAGGGGGGAAAAGGGUGAUAGAGGUGAAGUCGGUUCAACUGGUCUAGCAGGCAGUAAUGGUGCCAAGGGCGACAAAGGAGAGCUUGGUGCCGUCGGCCCAGCAGGGCUCAAAGGAAAGAGGGGGGAUAAUGGAGAGCGGGGCCCUCCUGGGAAAAUGGGGCCUCAAGGAGUCUCCGGUCCCUUAGGCUUGAAAGGAAAUAAAGGGGAGCUUGGGCUGCCUGGACCUCAGGGACCUAAAGGUGAUUUGGGGGCUCUUGGACCUGAGGGUCAAAAGGGGGAAAUUGGUCUUCAAGGUGACAGAGGCUUUCAGGGACCACUGGGACCCCCGGGCAGGCCAGGCCCAAAAGGGGAUAUUGGUGUUCCAGGUCACAAAGGCAGCAUCGGUUAUCGUGGGGAAAGGGGGGGUCGAGGAGAGAAGGGUGAUCGGGGCGACAAGGGAGAAGAACUUGUUAUCUCUAAAAGUGCCUUUUCUGUGGGACUCACAGCACAGACUAAACUCCCAGCAGCCAAUGCACCGAUCCGGUUUGACAAGAUCAUUUACAACCGACAGAAUCACUACGAUCCACUAACAGGAAGAUUCGCGUGCUCCGCAGCAGGCGCCUACUACUUCACCUACCACAUCACCGUCUUCUCCAGGAACGUGAAGGUGGUUCUCAUGAAGAACGGAGUAAAGAUCAUGCACACCACGGACAACUACCAGAACAGCGAGGACCAAGCAGCAGGGGGCGCUGUGCUGCACCUUGAGGUGGGCGAUAGAGUGUGGCUGCAGGUGGCUGGAGGAGAGUUAUUCAAUGGGCUCUUUGCUGAUGAAGACGAUGACACUACUUUCUCUGGAUUUUUAAUCUUUGCAGCUUGAUUAUUUUGUCAUUCCUAGUAUACUAUGUUUCAAGUUAAUGCAUACAUAUCCGUAUUUACGGUAUGUUUAUACUUAUAUACAUAUAAAAACACAUGCAGAAGAAAAUGACACCUUUUCCUCUGGACUCUUGGUCUUUACAGCUUGAUAAUUUGACAAUGUCUAGUAAUUAUUUGUAGUAUAUAUGCAUAUCUGUAUGUAUGUAUACACAUGUAUAUAUGUGUGUGUGUGUGUGUGCUGAUUAAGAUGCUAACACAAAUGUUUAAUGUUUGCAACUGUGUGUAUACGUUACAGUAAAUACGUUUUAAAUCUGAUGACCAUGUGCUUUGUUCAAUCUUUCACUUUUAAUGGUUUGUAUUUUCAGUGGUUAGAAGUUGUUUCUACAUUCAUGAAAGUAUAAUUACACACACACACACGAGCUGAUCAGCAUGAUGUCAUUCCCUUCUCUGGAUUCUUGGCACCUUGAUUGACAUUGACAUUUUGUUAUGUCUGUAACAUAACAUGUAGAUACACUACACUGUAUACACUCAUACAUAUGUGGUCAUAAUUAUGACACAAAAUGUUAAACUGAGGUGUUGUUAUGUAUUAAUUCCCUGCUUCUUCUUCUUAUAAUAAAGACUUGCUCAGUCA
This is a messenger RNA of Platichthys flesus (European flounder), 2640 nucleotides long. RefSeq names its product C1q and TNF related 9 (gene c1qtnf9). Bases 994 to 2013 code for a protein of 339 amino acids. Gene Ontology annotation, molecular function: protein binding. The record is from RefSeq and is a predicted model, not a curated record. NCBI's taxonomy places the organism in Eukaryota, Metazoa, Chordata, Actinopteri, Pleuronectiformes, Pleuronectidae. The transcript is spliced from 3 exons.